Molecule: messenger RNA, 555 nt
Organism: Striga asiatica
Lineage: Eukaryota; Viridiplantae; Streptophyta; Magnoliopsida; Lamiales; Orobanchaceae
Source: the annotation of a GenBank genome assembly
AUGGCUACCAGGCUGCAGAACGAGAAUAAUUGUGAGGUUGGGGUUUUCUCCAAGCUCACCAAUGCCUAUUGCCUUGUUGCAAUUGGGGGUUCUGAGAACUUUUACAUGUAUCAUUUUUAUCUCUUCUUUUGUGAAUGUCGUGUGUCUGUUCUCCGUUGUUUGAGAGUUGAUGUUUUGUUUGGUGGAAGCACAUUUGAAGCUGAGCUGGCUCAUGUAAUUCCGGUGGUUAAAACCUCAAUUGCUGGAACUAGAAUCAUUGGACGCCUCUGUGCUGGAAAUAAAAAUGGGUUGCUUGCGCCUCAAAAAACUACUGAUCAAGGCCGAUGCAUGCUUUUGAAUCCAUAUGAUCAGAUGAGGGUUUUGGAGUUCAAGAUGGAAAUUAGACCCAGUCAAGAUUAUGCACUAUGUGUUAGAGGCUCACAAUUGAGAAAGGGCGACCACCCCUACCCGCCCAACAAGCUCAUCUUCGUGCCCGACAAGGAGUGCCAGCGCCCCAAUUUGCAGGGGCCGAGAUCGAGCAGCUGCAAUAGUCAUAUUCGCAGCCUGAUUGGGUGA